UUUCCAGUGUGUGUCUAUCAUCGGCUUAUCAUUAUUGCCAACAUUUUAAAAAUGAAGCGAAAAAUGGUGACAGAUCAACGGGAGUAAUCUCAGGAGUAAUUUAAUGAUGGCCUCUUCGGUAGUAGAUAAAAUACAAUCUUGUUGUAUCAGUUAAGACAGCAACAUAGAUAUGUUACAUACGACCUGUCUUGUGUUAUAAAUAUUGCUGUAAAACUGAGUGUUGAUCAAAAUCACAAAAAUGUGGAACAUGAUGUGUGAUGUUAUGCCCACGAUCUCCGAGGACAGCAUCUCGCAGAGAUCGUCACAAUUCAGCGGAGAGGAUCCAAAUUUUGAACAGCUAAUGGUAUCGAUGCUGGAUGAACGAGAUAAACUGAUGGAAAGUCUGAGAGAAGCGCAGGAGAGGCUCGCGGAAUCGGAAAACAAGUUACAAGAGGUCGAAAAAGAACGUGACAGCCUACACAGACAAAUAGCUGCUAAUUUACCUCAGGAGUUUUCAACUUUAACUAAAGAGUUGACACAAGCACGAGAGGCACUGCUAGAAAGAGAUGAAGAAAUCGGAGAACUUAAAGCUGAAAGAAACAAUACACGGCUAUUAUUGGAGCACCUAGAAUGUUUGGUAUCAAGGCAUGAGCGAUCACUAAGAAUGACGGUAGUGAAAAGGCAAGCAGCAUCACAAAGCGGAGUUUCGAGCGAAGUGGAAGUGUUGAAAGCACUCAAAAGUUUAUUUGAGCAUCACAAAGCACUAGAUGAAAAGGUUCGCGAGCGCUUACGGUUAUCACUGGAAAAGAACACAGAGCUAGAGGAAGAGCUAGCUCAAGUUAAAGAAGAGUUACAGCACAAGUCCGGAGUAGCAUUAAGUCAGACAAUUACUUCCAAAGAAAAUGGCGAAGAUUCCAAGGACGCACUAGCAAAUGGUGAAACAUCAGAACAGAUAGACUAUUUGGCAAAAACUCAUGAGCUGCAGACAAUUAUUGAAAAACAGGCAGCCGAACUAUCGCAGUGGCAACGUCGUGUAUCGGACCUGAAUAAUAAAAUAAAUGAUUUGGAAGAAAACCUAAACAAAACACAAAAAGAGUUUACCAAAUCACAAGAAACAUGUGUCAAACUUCAAAGAGAUCUGCGUGAAAAUGUAGCACAAAAAGAAGACCAAGAAGAACGAAUAGCAACAUUGGAAAAGCGAUACUUGAAUGCACAACGGGAAUCCACGUCAUUACAUGACCUCAACGAAAAAUUAGAGCAAGAACUGCGACAUAAGGAAGCUCAAUUGAAGUUACAAGAAGGAAAAAUUUCUGCUAUACAAGAAAAAUUGGAAUUAUCUGAUCAAAAACUAGCUCAACUAUCUAAACUGCCGGACUUAGAGGAACAAUUGAAGGCAAGAUUGGAAGCAUUUAACCAGGUAGGCGCAAAGGCCCAAGAGCGUCACGGUUCUUCAGAAGAUCGCAUUUCACGACUUGAAGCAAAUGUAGAAGAGAAAAAUGCAGAAAUUAUGCGUUUGAAUCAAAGACUGAAAAUGAAUGAAGAGCACAAUCAAAGGUUAUCUUCAACGGUUGAUAAACUUUUAUCAGAAUCCAAUGACCGAUUACAAGUUCAUCUAAAAGAAAGGAUGACAGCACUAGAAGAAAAAAAUAUACUUACUCAGGAGUUAGAUAAGGCAAAGAAAUACGCUGAAGAACUGAACCAUGAAAAGUCUGAAGUACUGAAAGAAAUGUCAAAGAGCAGACUAGAAAUGGACAAUUUCAAAAGACAGCUGCUGCAGCAGGAAAUAGCCUUUAACAUUCAGCAAACGGAAGCUUUAACCAGAAGCUUGUCUCCUACGAAUGGAACCGACGCAGAAAAUUUCUCUAGGAGCGCUUCUCAUGCUAGUUUUGAUGCCCUAAGUAUAAGAAGGAAGAAACAACUUUUAGAAGAGGAACAGUUCAGUAGAUCGCUCACUGAUCAAGAUUGGGGGAAAAUGCAACAAAUAGCAGGAGCACAAAACUUUGAUGGCAGUGCCGUCGAUGGUGAUGACGCGGAAAGCUUAUUUAGUACUGCCGAUAUUAUGUCUCCUAGUGGUCACACGGACGCCCAAACACUUGCCCUCAUGUUACAAGAACAACUAGAUGCUAUAAACAAUGAAAUAAGGUUAAUUCAAGAAGAAAAGCAAUCCACUGAGGCUCGUGCUGAGGAGUUGGAAUCUCGUGUCGGGAGCCUUGAACAUAUGAACUUACUAGCGAGAGGUAGAUCAAUGGACCGGCAAAGUCCCCCGCUGAGCGGUAGAAGCACUCCAAACAGCCCAAACCGUGACUACCUUCAUAAAUAUCACACAGCUCCAGCGUCCAUGUCACCCGCACAUUUACAUCAAUAUGCUGUUUCAAUUAACCAAGGACAACUGUCAGAAUCACUCCCAUCUAGUCAGGUACAGUUAUCACACCUUUCAUCGGAAAAAUCUCUUGAAGAUUUUCACAGUGGGAAAGAAAUGACAAUACCAUGCGCCGAUGCAGCAUCUAGUGGUGCAGCAUCUCCGCUUACCGCACGCUCUAUGCGGUUAGAACGCUUUGCACUAGCAUUAGCACAUAGUCAAGAGGAACUUAGAAGGUGCGGUACGGUUGCUUCCUUUGGUGUCUCUCCGCCCGGAUCUCGACAUGGUAGUCAAGAGUCUUUGAAAAAAUUCAAUGCAAUAAAUACGCUUAGCUCAUUACACACACCUACAUCAGUUACAAGGGAAGCUGUUGUAGCUGCUCAGAAAAAAAAAGGCAUCAAAUCUAGUUUAGGAAGGCUAUUCAGUAAAAAGGAAAAGUGCAAAACGGGUAAAGAUUCCUCUAUGCCAGAUGGGUCGGUCAGUAUGAUGUCUAUGAGUGGACUAUCACUCAUCAGCGAUGCCGAUUCAAAUUACGAUACGAUCACUAUGUAUAAAAUGCCAGGAAGGACCACUUCUAUAGAUUAUUGUAGACAGAAGAAAAAGGACCAUGACUACCGUCACGAUUUACUAGGCGAAGCCAUGAAAGCUGGAACGCCAUUUGCGCUUUGGAAUGGUCCCACUAUUGUUGCAUGGUUAGAACUGUGGGUGGGUAUGCCAGCAUGGUACGUGGCUGCCUGUAGGGCUAAUGUGAAAUCUGGAGCUAUAAUGAGCGCCCUAAGCGACACUGAAAUUCAACGUGAAAUCGGUAUUAGCAAUCCUCUUCAUCGAUUAAAGCUAAGGCUAGCCAUUCAGGAAAUGGUAUGCUUGACAUCGCCAUCUGCGCCACCAACGACGAGAACGACAUUAGCAUUUGGUGAUAUGAAUCAUGAAUGGAUAGGAAACUAUUGGUUACCAGGAUUGGGUCUCCCACAAUAUAGAACCACAUUUAUGGAAUGCCUCGUAGAUGCUCGAAUGCUUGAUCACUUAAACAAAAAAGAUCUCAGGGGACAACUAAAAAUGGUAGAUAGUUUUCAUCGAACGAGUCUGCAGUUUGGUAUUUCUUGUUUAAAACGCUUAAAUUAUGACAAAACAAUUCUCGAAGAUAGAAGAAAAGCAUCUGAAAGUUCUACAGAUGAUGUACUAGUUUGGAGUAACGACAGAGUCAUACGUUGGAUCCAUUUUAUAGGUUUAAAGGAAUAUGGAAACAAUUUAUUGGAAUCAGGUGUACAUGGCGCGUUAAUAGCACUUGAUGAAAGUUUUGAUGCCAACUCAUUGGCAUUGGCACUUCAAAUCCCAACUCAAAACACGCAGGCAAGGCAAACACUAGAGACAGAAUAUAAUAAACUACUUGAGUUUGCCACGGAUAGGCGAAUAGAUGCUGAGCAACUGAAAUCCUGACACAAUGCAAAUAUAUCUAGUCUGCAAGAAUAACUUAAUUAGAAGCUAAUAUAACUUCAGCAAUUGUCAUUAGUCAUGCCUCAAGGCAAUAUAGUAACUAAUAUCAUCACUGUAAAUAUUGCAUAAAUUUUAAAAAUAGUACACAAUUAAGUAAGAGUAAACUAUUAUGCUGUAUUAUAAACAGAUAGGAUGGAAUUAAACUAACAAAAUAUUACAAGCAGUA
Molecule: messenger RNA, 3998 nt
Organism: Aedes albopictus (Asian tiger mosquito)
Lineage: Eukaryota; Metazoa; Arthropoda; Insecta; Diptera; Culicidae
Gene: Liprin-alpha
Product: liprin-alpha-1
Exons: 20
Coding region: 239-3775 (1178 amino acids)
Biological process (GO): synapse organization
Cellular component (GO): presynaptic active zone
Molecular function (GO): protein binding
Source: RefSeq, a predicted model, not a curated record